AUGUACUCAGCACUCAACCCUAACAAACCUAUUGAACAAUAUGAAAUGGUCGACCAAAGUCACCUACGAUCAACAUCCGGGACUGAUGUGAGCACGUUUGACAAUGAUGAUGAUGAUGAUGAUGAUGAAACUCCUUCCAAGCUGUCCAUUGACUCCAGGUCAUCCAACCUUUUAGACGACAUCGAAAACUGUGCAAUGAAGAAUGGAGAUACAAAAGACGAUUUCAAUAACGACCCGUUCUUUCAGUCUAUUUUACGAAAAUAUCGAAAACAAGGGUUUCCUUUGACGUAUUGCAGUGCUGCUGGAGUGGUUUGCUUAAUCUUAUGGAUCGGUGGUAUUGUGGCGUAUUCACAUCAAAGUCCGUCACAGCUAAUAUCGAACUCAAAAUGGCAAACAAAUGUCAAUUUGGGUGACCGGAAUGUAACUCUAGCAAAAUAUGAUCCAAGUUUGAAGAAUCUAACGUUUGACGGCUGGAGAAAUGGUGACUAUAUGACAUAUGAAGAGGAGGUCCAUUGGUUGAGUGAAAAUCAAUCGCCAGGUGGCAAUGGAGGGGGGUAUUACUUGACGUCUACCCUGCGCUCUUAUUUGAUAAAACGAGCUAACAACGAUUAUGAGGCAAUUCUUCUACCGUCCAAGAAAUUUGCUUACCAAAACAAUUUUUUCAAUAUAGAGGAAGUAGCAUUGAACCCGUCAACCCCCGUUGACCAUCUCAACAAUUUUCAUCUUAUCAAAACAGACACUUUGAAACAAUGGAGACACCUGUCGUUUGCCCUAUAUUGGAUCUACAAUGCUCAGCUUUCAACUUACACACCUGUUCAACCGCCUGAGAAAGUCAAGGAGAGUACAUCCAAAUUGAAAGCCUCCGUUUUAGAAAAGUUACAUUUCGCAGAGUUUUCUCCUGAUGGAAAUUUUGUCUUGUUUGGGUUUGAGCACAAUUUGUACGUCCAAAACUUAUCGGAUAAUACUGUACAGCAGAUCACCACGGAUGGAACACGUUAUAUCUUCAAUGGAAAACCUGACUGGGUAUAUGAAGAGGAGGUGGUUGCAACUGACCGCAUGGUGUGGUGGUCACCAGACUCGAAACAAAUUGUGUUUACCAAAAUCAACGACACCCAGGUUGAGGAAGUGAACAUCGAUUACUAUGUGAAGGAAAGUUCGGAAGUGGGGAUGCAGUACGAUCAAUCUAAUGAAGAAAAGGUUGGGCAAGUAGAUCAGUAUCCAAUCAAAAGCUCCAUCCUGUAUCCUAAACCUGGCUCCAAAAAUCCGUUAAUCUCGUUCCACGUGUACAGUCUAGAUGGUCAACGACUUGAAACUUUGCAGGACAAAGAUGACAGUUUGGGAAGAGACUUUGUUGUGUACCAGGCUAGUUGGGUUGAUAACGACAACUUUUUGGUGAAACAAACUGAUCGAACAAGCAAAAUUCUUUCAAAAAAAUUGUAUACCCGAGGUGUAACCAGUUUGCUGUUGCUAGGCUCGGUUAAUGUGACUCAACUAUAUGGAGGUUGGGUAGGGAAGAUGAAGCCAAUCACCUUGGUAAAAGGGUCUUACGUGGACAACUACGUUGUUGAUGGCAAGAACUACCUAGCACUUUUCGACCAGCCGAGUGACAUCAUGCCGCUGAAGAUUUUGAACAAAUAUCAAACUAUUAGUGAAGGCAUUUAUGAUCCAACAGAGAAUUAUAUUUACUUUCUCACCAACAAGAAAAGUGCCAUGGACUCCCACUUGGUAGGGUAUGAUCUUUCAAAGGACAAGUAUAUUGAGAUUACAAGCUUGGAUGAAGAUGGUUACUACAUCACUUCUUUCUCGCAAAAUGGAAGAUUCUUGAAUCUUCAAUACGAGGGACCGAACCAACCGUGGCAAAGAUUGAUUGAUAUGGCUGAAUUGCACGACUCUUUGGAAGAUGCAAAUACUCUAAAAAAGGCACUUUUGCAAUAUCCAAUGGUCAACCACUUUGAUGUCUCAAAAAAGGAUUUUCAAAACAUCAACUUCCCAACAACGAUCCACAGGCAGAUUAAAAUCUCAAAGUUUGAUCUAGAGUUAUCCGUCAAGGAGAUUUUACCCCCUAAUUUUGACCCAAAACGCAAAUACCCAUUAUUAGUCCAUGCCUACGGGGGCCCUGGAUCACAGAAUGUGUUGAAGAAAUUUGACAUUGAUGCUUUAAAGGUUGCAAGUGCAGUGCUAAACGCAGUUGUGCUAGUGAUUGAUCCAAGAGGAACUGGUGGCGUAGACUGGAGAUUUCAAGCAUUUGCCAAUAAUAGGAUUGGAUACUGGGAACCAAGGGAUAUCAAAUUGAUCACAUCUGAGUACAUGCUGGCAAAUGAGUUUAUCAACAAGGACCGCGUGGCACUAUGGGGGUGGUCUUAUGGUGGCUUUACCACCUUGAAAACUUUAGAGUACGAUAAUGGGCGAAUCUUUAAAUACGGAGUUGCCAUUGCCCCGGUUACAAAUUGGUUGUUUUACAACUCUAUAUACACUGAACGCUACAUGAACCAACCAAAUGAGAAUCCCAACUAUGGAAAGUAUGCCAAAGUUCAAGAUGUGGAGAAUUUCAAAAAUAUCAACAGGUUCCUUCUCAUGCAUGGGUCUGCUGAUGAUAAUGUACACUUGCUGAACACCAUGUGGCUUAUGGACCAACUCAACUCUGCAAAUGUUAGAAAUUAUGAUGUCCAGAUUUUUCCAGAUAGUGAUCACAAUAUCGAUUACCAUAAUGCAAACACACUCGUGUAUGGAAAGUUGCUCACGUGGUUGAAGAAUGCUUUCAACGGAAGGUUUGAUGACAAGAGGGAAACUCUGUUAAACCCAAUUCAAAUUUACGAAGCCAAUUUGGAUAAACAAUUGAGGAUUUGCAAGUUGAAGAAGGAUACUCUAACAAAAGCAGCCAAAUAUGUAAGAGAUGAAAACAAAAUUCAACACUUGAUAAACUAUUGGCGUACUGUUGCACAACUUGCUUCAAACUACGUGUUCAAUGAGCAGUCUAUUGCAAUGAGCAAAAUGGGAGGUUUUCAGGAAUGGCAGCGACGUCAAUGGGAAAAACAGAAUGAGAAGGAUAGAGAAGAAAGGGCGGCUUUUUGGGAACAGGUUUCAGAGGAGUUUCAAGCAACAUCCAAUGAAAAUAAGUCUGCAAUGGUUGAGCAACUUGCAGACCUUGGACUUCUUGUUUCGAGUGAAGGUGAACUUUUGCAAGACUCGCACGACGAAACCAAAGAUGCUCCCUCAUUCUCCUCGCAAUUUACAAUGAGGGACUUGUACAACAUCUUGAAACUUGAUUAUGACUUAGUAGAUGAAGUUCAUACUUACGAAAUCGCUUUUGUUGCUCAACGCAAUACCAAGAGGGCCACUUCCAAAGUCUGCAAAACUGAGCAUAUGACUAUCGAUCCAGGAACUGUCCUUGACAGUAUAGACGAGGCGUAUCUAAGUAAUUUGUUGUCAGAAUUUUGCCACGGUCUUGACACUGAUCACGUAAGAUUAGAUGAAAUCGUGACUUCCAUACUUUCUGGUCUACCUGACAGCAUCACCUUGCACGAGUUGUACAAUUUUGCUUCGGAAGUAAUAGCAACGAGAAUAAUACACCACCCAGACUAUGCCAUAUUUGCCGGCAGAGUUGUUGCUCAUCUUUUGCAAUUGCAAAUACCAUACACGUUUAGUGAAAAUGUAAAACGACUCAAACAGGCAACCAAUUCGCGUGGAGUACCAUACGCCCAAAUGUCGGAAAAGUUCUAUACAGUCGUGAUGGAGCACGGUGAAGAGUUUGAUGAAAUUAUAGAAAAGACGGGGGAAAUUGAACUAGCAUACUUUGGAAUCAAGACUUUGGAAAACUCAUAUCUUUGGAGGAUCGGUGAUAAGGUAGCUGAGACCCCCGAGUUUAUGUUUCUCAGAGUUGCGAUUGAAAUACAUCAAGAUGACGUGGAUGCGGUAGAGGAGACCUACCGGCUAAUGUCGCAAAAACUAUUCAUACACGCUCUGCCCACCUUAUACAAUGCUGGGUGCACAUAUAAUUACCUUUCCUCGUGUUUCUUGUUGGCAAUGAAAGAUGACUCUAUUGAUGGAAUCUACAAGACACUUCAUGAAGCUGCCUUGAUAUCCAAAGCUUCUGGUGGUAUUGGAAUUCAUAUACAUAACAUCAGAGCCCAAGGAUCUCACAUUGCUAGUACCAAUGGGCGAGCUGGUGGUGUGGUGCCCAUGUUGCGUGUCUUCAACAAUACUGCACGAUAUGUAGAUCAAGGUGGGGGUAAGCGACCAGGUGCAUUUGCUGUAUAUUUGGAACCUUGGCAUGCCGACGUGUUUGACAUUUUAAAUAUGAGGAAAAACCACGGAAAUGAAGAGCUUCGAACACGGGAUCUAUUUUAUGGGUUAUGGAUUCCAGAUUUGUUUAUGCAAAGAGUGAAAUCUGGAGGUGAUUGGUCCUUGUUCUCUCCUGAUGUGGCACCAGGCUUGAGCGAUGUUUAUGGAGAUGAAUUUGUUAAUUUGUAUGAGCUGUAUGAGUCUCAAGGAUUGGCAACUACAACAAUAAAGGCUCAAAAGCUUUGGUUGGCAAUAUUGGAGUCGCAAACUGAAACGGGUGGGCCUUACAUGUUGUACAAAGAUGCAUGCAAUAAGAAAACCAAUCAAUCAAAUCUUGGUACAAUAAAGUCUUCGAACUUGUGUUGUGAAAUCAUUGAGCAUUCGUCCCCAGAUGAAACUGCAGUGUGCAACCUAGCAUCAUUGGGUCUCCCUUCUUUUCUUCACUCAAACGAUGAAAGUAUUGAGUUUGAUUUCGAGAAACUACAUGCUGCUACAAAAGUUGUCACCCGUAAUUUGAACAAAGUAAUUGAUGCAACUCGCUAUCCUGUGGAUUCAGCAGAGAAGUCCAACAAAAGAAAUAGACCGAUAGCUAUCGGAGUGCAAGGAUUGGCUGACUUGUUCCUUGAAUUGAGGUUGCCAUUUGACUCUGCAGAAGCAAAGAAACUCAAUUCACAGAUUUUUGAAACCAUAUACCAUGGUGCAGUGGAAGCUUCUGUCGAAUUGGCCAUGCUUGAGACACCAUAUUCCACAUUUGAUGGUUCACCAGCUUCCAAAGGAGUUUUACAAUUUGAUAUGUGGAACCAUAAACCAACAUUUUAUGACGAUUGGGACCAGUUGAAAGAAAACGUAAAGCAUUGUGGGUUGAGAAACUCGCUUUUGAUUGCUCCUAUGCCAACUGCUUCUACGUCGCAAAUAUUGGGCUUCAAUGAAUGCUUUGAGCCCUAUACAUCCAAUUUGUACACGCGUCGAGUAAUAUCUGGUGAGUUUCAAGUGGUAAACAAGUAUCUCAUUCGCGACCUAGCGGAUUUGGGCAUAUGGAAUAAUGCAAUGAGGAGCAAAAUUAUACAAGAUGGGGGAUCGAUUCAAAAUAUAUCGAUAAUCCCUGAAGACAUCAAAAAGCUAUAUAGAACUGUGUGGGAGCUAAAACAAAAAGACAUCAUAGACAUGGCUGCAGACAGAGGAAAAUUCAUUGACCAGCUGCAAAGCAUGAAUAUAUAUAUGCAGAAUCCAACUAUUGGCAAGCUCACCAGUUGUCAUUUUUAUGCGUGGGAGAAGGGGUUGAAAACAGGGAUGUACUAUUUGCGUACACAGGCUGCUACACGAGCAAUACAGUUUACUGUUGAUAAGGAUCAAGUAGAGCUAGCUGAGAAACAAGAGGUUCACAAGAGUCUCAAAAGAAAGAAAUAUGUGGAGGUGACUCCAAAGCGAAGAAGAGUGUCGGUUUAUGCAACGCCCGAUUCUGAAGUGUAUGAUAUUCAUGAUAUGACCCCGGUAGCUUGUGAUAUACGAGAUGCAGAGAAUUGUGAAUCAUGCUCAGGAUGA
Molecule: messenger RNA, 5823 nt
Organism: Lodderomyces theae
Lineage: Eukaryota; Fungi; Ascomycota; Pichiomycetes; Serinales; Debaryomycetaceae
Product: STE13
Exons: 3
Coding region: 1-5823 (1940 amino acids)
Biological process (GO): deoxyribonucleotide biosynthetic process; DNA replication; proteolysis
Cellular component (GO): ribonucleoside-diphosphate reductase complex
Molecular function (GO): ATP binding; serine-type peptidase activity; ribonucleoside-diphosphate reductase activity, thioredoxin disulfide as acceptor
Source: RefSeq, a predicted model, not a curated record